AUGUCAAUCACAAUUCCAGAAACCAUGAAGGCCGUCGUCAUUGAAAAUAGUAAAGCGGUUGUCAAAGAGGGCAUUCCCAUUCCUGAAUUGGAAGAAGGAUUUGUUUUGAUUAAGACUCUUGCUGUUGCUGGUAAUCCAACUGAUUGGGCGCACAUUGACUACAAGCUUGGCCCCCAAGGUUCUAUUUUGGGAUGUGACGCUGCUGGCCAAAUUGUUAAAUUGGGCCCAGCCGUUGAUCCUAAAGAUUUUUCUGUUGGUGAUUAUAUUUAUGGGUUUAUCCACGGAUCCUCCGUAAGAUUUCCUUCCAAUGGUGCCUUUGCUGAAUAUUCCGCUAUUUCAACUGCGGUUGCCUACAAAUCACCCAAUGAACUCAAAUUUUUGGGUGAGGAUAUUCUACCUGCCGGCCCUGUCAGGUCUUUGGAAGGCGCAGCCACUAUCCCAGUAUCACUGACCACAGCCGGUUUGGUGUUGACUUAUAAUUUAGGUUUGAACUUAGAAUGGGAGCCAUCCAGCCCACAAAGAAACGCUCCCAUCUUAUUAUGGGGUGGAGCAACAUCAGUAGGCCAGUUACUCAUUCAAUUAGCGAAUAAAUUGAAUGGCUUCACCAAGAUCAUUGUUGUCGCUUCUCGGAAACACGAAAAACUAUUGAAAGAAUAUGGUGCCGAUGAAAUAUUUGAUUACCAUGAUAUUGAUGUGGUGGAACAAAUCAAACAGAAGUACAACAACAUCCCGUAUUUGGUCGAUUGUGUCGCCAAUCAAGAUACGCUUCAACAAGUGUACAAAUGUGCGGCCGAUAAACUGGAUGCUACUGUUGUCGAAUUAACUAAUUUGACAGAAGAAAACGUCAAAAAGGAAAACAGGAGGCAAAAUGUCACUAUUGACAGGACCAGACUGUAUUCAACAGGUGGCCAUGAAGUACCAUUUGGAGGCGUUACUUUCCCGGCUGACCCAGAAGCCAGGAGAGCUGCCACCAAAUUCGUCAAAUUCAUCAAUCCGAAGAUUAAUGAUGGGCAAAUUCACCAUAUUCCAGUAAAGAUCUAUAAGAACGGGCUUUCUGACGUCCCUCAUAUGCUGGAAGACAUUAAACAUGGUAAGAACUCUGGUGAAAAACUAGUUGCCGUAUUAAACUAG
Molecule: messenger RNA, 1131 nt
Organism: Saccharomyces paradoxus
Lineage: Eukaryota; Fungi; Ascomycota; Saccharomycetes; Saccharomycetales; Saccharomycetaceae
Product: zinc-binding alcohol dehydrogenase family protein
Exons: 1
Coding region: 1-1131 (376 amino acids)
Molecular function (GO): oxidoreductase activity, acting on NAD(P)H
Source: RefSeq, a predicted model, not a curated record